AUGUCGUCCUUCACCGGAGCAGAACUCGCGGCAAUGGUGAGCGUUGGAUUCAUUCUAGGCACGCACGCGACGUUUAGCGCCGCCUUGGAGGCGAAACUCAUCCUCAUGAGCGCAGAACUACGAAGGGUGUGCGGCUACGAACACUGGAUUAAAGGAGCGUUUUUGAUAACGAAUGUUGAAGCGGCGAAUGAUGAAAAUCGCGAAAUUGUGGACUCGAAGUGGGGACGGUUGCGACGAAGAAUUCCAGAACGCGAAGACGACGCCGGGGAGGAUAUCAUCACCGGAGUGAACCUGUCUGGAUUACAGAGCCUGGAUGAAGUGGUAGCUGGAGAGAGUCGACUGUUUGAAGUCGUGGAUGGCGAAGAGGGUGUGGGGGAGGUCUCGGAUCAAAUCGCUCGACAGGUUUUAGGACGAUGGUUCGAUGAAGUCGAAGAAGACGGCGAUGAGGAUGGCGAUGAGGAUGGCGAUGAGGAUGGCGAUGAGGAUAACGACGACGACGACGAUGAUGAUGAUGAAAAUGUUCAAAAUGAGAGCCCGGUGGAGGACGACGCGGAUGUUGAAAUCGAGGAUGCGGCGGAUGAAGAAAAUGAAGGCGUAGACGGCGGCGACGUACAGAUCGUGAGAAUGGUCAGGAUGGUACGAACGAAGGUGGCGACGACGCGGAUGGAGGAGAACAAGGAGAACAAGGAGAACAAGGGAACGCUCGAAUCAGACCCCGCGCGCUCCCGGCGAAUGAAAUUGCGAAUCAUCUGA
Ostreococcus tauri is the source of this 753-nucleotide messenger RNA. RefSeq names its product unnamed product. The transcript has 2 exons. The coding region runs from base 1 to 753 and encodes 250 amino acids. Lineage: Eukaryota; Viridiplantae; Chlorophyta; Mamiellophyceae; Mamiellales; Bathycoccaceae. The record is from RefSeq and is a predicted model, not a curated record.